Molecule: messenger RNA, 730 nt
Organism: Durusdinium trenchii
Lineage: Eukaryota; Dinophyceae; Suessiales; Symbiodiniaceae
Source: the annotation of a GenBank genome assembly
AGCAUUUGGCUCCAGACCACAGGAAAAUCGGCUGAGCCUGGCAAGCUUUCACAUGACGCUGGAUGCGCAGAGGUUCAAGGAUCACUGCCUCAUCAUUGUUGGACCAGGUGGAGACGAUGCCGACCCUGCGCCAACUCACCUUGGAGUACGUCCCAAACGUCCCUGCCGACCCAUGGAAAAUGGCAGAGCUUGACCCAACCGGUCGAAGAUCAAGGAACUCUUCUCUGUCAAGGACUUCCAUUUCCGUUGAGCACAAAAAGAUGCAGAAAACCGUCUCCUUGGGCAUCUCAGAAAGCUAUGCUUCGGCUCGGCUCCGGCAGUGGUUUGGCCAGCCACGAAGCCUGAACUCUUCCCCCGCCUUGCAUGGGCUUCGUGAGAUACCCUUCAUGAUUCAUUUGAGCUUCAUCAACGUGGUGGCGUGCAUGACGAUGUCCCUCGUUGGCAUGCUGCUCGAAGAGGCCACGUGCAGCUGUGAAUCACAUGUCACAUGUGAGCAAUUGUGAUGAAGACAGAUGCUCUUAGCUUUUUCAUGCUGUCGUAAGCAGACAGUAGCUAUUAGCCAUAUGCGCAGUUUUAUCGCCGGCAAAGUGUGCAAAGCAUACUUUUCCUGCCCAACCGCCGCCGCGCCUGUGCCGCUGCGCGUUCAUAUUUUGCGAUGUGUUUUUUGCGUGCUACUUACUUUUUCUUCCUUGUAGGAGGCACAAUUAGGCCUCACUCGUUGGCUAAACAA